Molecule: messenger RNA, 478 nt
Organism: Staurois parvus
Lineage: Eukaryota; Metazoa; Chordata; Amphibia; Anura; Ranidae
Source: the annotation of a GenBank genome assembly
GGAUGCGUCAGGCGCCACGUCUGCAGCGGCCGCAGAUUGAAGUGUGAGCCAGCAGAGCGGCGGAGGGAGAUCCGUCACCGGGGCUGUGAUUCGGCAGUCAUCCAGGAGAGAGGCGGGAACGAAGCCGGCACCAUGAAUCAGACGCAGCAAUCAGAAGAAGAGGUUCCUGCUUAUCUUCGGGAGGAGGCACCAGAGGAUUCCGUCAAGGACCACCCCUCAGCAACAACCUGGCAUGAUCUCUCGUGUAACGGGGGGCAUCUUCAGCAUCACCAAAGGAGCGGUUGGUGCUACCAUCGGUGGAGUGGCCUGGAUCGGAGGCAAAAGCUAUGAGGUGACCAAAACGGCAGUCACAUCAGUACCUAGUAUAGGAGUCGGCAUUGUGAAAGGCAGCGUGUCAGCGGUCACUGGUGGUGUGGCUGCCGUGGGAUCAGCAGUCUCCAGUAAAGUCUCUGGAAAAAAGAAGGACAAAUCUGACUGA